AUGCCAGAAGACAUGUCUAUGAUCCCAUACAAUGGGGGAAACCUUGAUGUUGUACUCCGGCAUAACGACUCGGUUGUCGUAUAUGACCAUGACUCGCAACAGCUAGUUCUCCGCAAUGCCUCUGAUACACAUGAGAGUGAUGUUGACCUUACAAACUGCCCCCUAUGCCAUCGGCCUAUGCGAGAUGAUAGUCGAGAUCGACAUCAUGCCGCCACAGACCCCGAAGGCGAGUUCAUCAACCCGAAUUACUUUCGCAUGCUCGACAACAGCCUUCCAAGCUCCACAAGCUCCUCUACCCCUCCUUCUCCCCAUCAUCGCCUCGUCCAUCCUGCUCUCCCCGGCGGAUCAAUAAGCACUGGAUCUACACGACCCUCUUCUCAGGAAUUUCAUCCGACAACGUCCCAGGGGAUCUCAUCCGCUGCAUUCAGUCAGGAUUAUUUUAAGAAGUUCUUUGUUGAGGAAAAAGUGCUAGGAAAGGGAGGGAAAGGCGUCGUGCUGCUUGUAAAACACGUCCUGGAUGGCGUGUCUCUCGGACAAUACGCCUGCAAACGUGUCCCUGUUGGCGACGAUCAUGAAUGGCUAGAGAAGGUCCUGGGCGAAGUCCAACUUUUGCAGCAUCUGUCCCAACAAAAUCUGGUGUCUUAUCGCCACGUUUGGUUGGAGAAUGCCAGAAUAAAUGUCUUUGGUCCCAGUGUGCCAUGUGCCUUUAUCCUACAACAAUACUGCAAUUCCGGUGAUCUUCACAACUACAUUUGUGGCUCCGUUCAGACAUCUACCACCGCCCAGCAACUGAAAGCGCGCCUCCGACGAAAAUCAAAAGGCGAACCAGACUUGAACCCUGUGGGACCUCGCAUGCUUCAGCUAGAUGAGAUCUAUUCUUUCUUCCGAGACAUCACGUCUGGAUUGCGCCAUUUGCACACCAAUGGAUACAUUCAUCGUGACUUGAAACCACAAAACUGUCUCCUUCAUGAAAGCACGGAUGGUAUGCGAGUCUUGGUAAGUGACUUUGGCGAGGUACAAACGCAGGAUGCGAUGCGCAAAUCGACCGGUGCAACCGGGACAUUGUCAUAUUGUGCGCCCGAGGUUCUUCGACGAGAUUACCCUGAUGGGCCGUUCGGCAACUUCACAUUCAAGUCCGACAUAUUUUCGCUGGGCAUGAUUCUCUAUUUUCUGUGCUUUGCAGAGCUUCCAUAUGCGAGUGCCGAUAUCAUUAACGAGGAAAAAGAAGACUUGGACCAGCUUCGCAAGGAGAUCACCAGCUGGGCUGGUUUCGAUCAAGCUAGAAGGAAGCGUCCUGACCUUCCCGAGAAACUGUAUGGCUUCUUGGACAGACUGCUUUCCGUGGAUCCCGACAGACGGCCUACUGCUGAUGAAGUCCUAAAUGGUAUCCAAGCCGGUGCCGGUGCUAAUGAGUUUCGCUUCAAAAGAAACAGCUCUACUAGUCCUGAUGUGCCCGGUGCUAGAAUUCACCCUGUCGAUAGUCCUCGGCCUUCUGUGGAUAGGCGAGCCCUGUCUCCCGCCAAGAAAAUGCCUCGCUCUCCCAUGGCAUUCCGACGAGACUCGAUGUUCGAUUCGAAUGAGUUUGGGGCUAUUCAGACCCCUGGAUCAGAUCUCAUCGAUGGCCGGAGACCAUCUCUCAAUCCCGACCAAGAUAUGGUAGUUCGCCCCCGAUACUCUACUUCACCACCGAUAUCGCCGAACAGACACAGCCAUGAUGAAUCCAUGCACGACCAUCAAUCGCAAUCAAUGCCUCGUCAACAACUUCUUCCUCCGCCUCCAAGCAGAUUUCCUUCGCUGGAUUUUCUGACAACAUACACCACGUCACCAGGACUGCAGUUCUCCCUGUUUCUUAUCAAGGUAGUCUCUGUUCUCCACCCAUGCUCGCCUCUCUCUGUGAAGCCUUGGAUUCUCUACCCUCUUCUUCUACUUGCUGCAAUAAGUCUUGGUGCACAUGACCUUCGAGUACAAGGUCUGGCUACCUUAGCACAUAUGCUCGUCGUCGGGGUCGGUAUGCGUCUAGGCGCUCUUUGUACUUGGCACGCAGACUCGACUCUCGGUUUCUAA
Molecule: messenger RNA, 2064 nt
Organism: Penicillium odoratum
Lineage: Eukaryota; Fungi; Ascomycota; Eurotiomycetes; Eurotiales; Aspergillaceae
Product: protein kinase IKS1
Exons: 2
Coding region: 1-2064 (687 amino acids)
Biological process (GO): protein phosphorylation
Molecular function (GO): protein kinase activity; ATP binding
Source: RefSeq, a predicted model, not a curated record